Coniosporium apollinis CBS 100218 is the source of this 1653-nucleotide messenger RNA. RefSeq lists its product as uncharacterized. The record is from RefSeq and is a predicted model, not a curated record. Gene Ontology annotation, molecular function: ubiquitin binding. Lineage: Eukaryota; Fungi; Ascomycota; Dothideomycetes. The transcript is spliced from 2 exons. Gene Ontology annotation, cellular component: nucleus. The coding region runs from base 1 to 1653 and encodes 550 amino acids. Gene Ontology annotation, biological process: proteasome-mediated ubiquitin-dependent protein catabolic process.
AUGGACGACCUGAUAGCGGACUUCACCGCCAUAACUUCAGCGGAUCCAGAGCGCGCGGCGCAGUAUCUUCAUUUGACAGACAACAACCUGGAACAGGCCAUCCAGCUCUUCUUCGACAGCCCGAACCUGGAUCUCUCCGGGUCAGCGGCGACGCACGCCCCAUCGGCGAGCGCCCCACAACCCCCGCCAUCCGCACGACCUCAGUACGCAGAGGACGACGAUGGAGUUAUCCGCAUCGAUUCGGAUGACGAGGACUCCGAGUUCUUCGGCAAUCAAGCACAAGCGCCUCCCCGGCCCGCACCAGCAGCGGCUGCUCAGCCUACCUUUUCAAGCACAGCGGAAGAUGAUGAAGCCAUGGCCCGUCGACUGCAGGAGGAGAUGUACGGUGGAGCGGACCAAACAGCCGACUUUGGUGUUCGAGCGCCAAUGGCCCGGACAACUGAGACCCUGAUAGGUCCCAGUGCCAAUUGGGGCUCGAACUCGGACGACAUGAGCGCGGCUAUCGCCGAGCAGAUGCGUGCACGCGAGCGAAGACCUGCUACAGGCCGGCCGGGGAUCUUCAACCAACGACCACCUCCUUCUGUUUGGGAUGAGGACAACAACGAGAACGCUCGUCGUCACGCCUUAUCUCGCGCAACCGGCGGCGCUUCCGAUACCUCAGCCAAGUCCAACCACCUCGCAGAGCUAUUUAGACCUCCAUUCGAGCUGAUCUCGCGACUUUCCUGGGAUGAGGCACGCGACGAAGGCAAGGAGACCGAGAAAUGGAUCCUGGUGGACGUGCAAGACGCGGCAGUGUUCGACUGCCAGCGACUCAACAGGGACAUUUGGAAGAACAGCCAGAUCAAAGAUACCGUUAAGGAGAACUUUAUCUUCCUGCAGUAUCUAAAGGACGAUCCAAAUGGCAGCAGCUACAUCAACUACUACUUCCACGAUCGUGACAGCCAAGACGCAUAUCCGCACAUAGCUAUUGUUGACCCCCGCACUGGCGAACAGGUUAAAGUGUGGUCCGGCCCACCCGUCCCGCAACCCGCCGACUUCCUCAUGCAGCUGCACGAGUUCCUGGACCGCUACAGCCUCAAGGCCUAUGCGCGUAAUCCUGUCGCAACUCGGAAGGCACCAAAGAAGCCGGACGUCGACCGCAUGACGGAGGAAGAAAUGCUGGAGAUGGCUCUGCAGAACAGCUUAGCCAACAAUGGCGGGCCGCGCAGCACAGACCCGGAUGAGCUGACAAGGAAACCCGAGGCGUCUCCGAAGGGGAAAGCCGAAGCGUCGACAGCAGAAGACGCGGACGCCAUGGACACGGGUCCCGAAACAGCCACUAAUGGCACAGCUGCGCCUGCCGCAGCAGCGACUGCCACUCCUUUUUCGAGGAUCUCUUCAUCAACACCCCAUACGGAGCCACCCAGCAGCCCAGCAACAACCACACGCAUUCAGUUCAGACACUCAGGUGGCAGACAGAUCCGCCGCUUCGCGCUCGCCGACCCUGUGCGCAGAAUCUACGAGUGGCUCAAAGCAUCGCCUCUGGAAGGCAAGGAGGGCGUCGAUUUCGAGUUGAUCUUCAUGGGCAAGAACUUGAUAGACAUGCUCGACAGUACGAUCGAACAGGCCGGCCUCAAGAAUGGCACGGUCAUGGUGGAGUUCCUCGAGGACUAG